UUAACCUCUAUAAAAGCCCCUUUCCGUUUCCAACGCGUCGAGUAUAAGACGUGGUUUCGUUCCAUCAGAAGCAAAUCGAUUACAAAAUGACUUUCGGAGACGUGAAAACUGCAGAAGGCUUGAAGCACCUGAACCUCUUCUUGGAAGACAAAAGCUACCUCAGUGGAUUUGUCCCAUGUCAAUUCGAUGUUGAGAUCUUUGAAGCGAUCCCCAAGGUAAAUGCCAACUUGGUGAAUGUCCUCAGAUGGCACAACCACAUCAAGUCUUUCUCCGCUGAAGAAAAGAAGAAUUUCCCACCAGACACCAACCCCAUAAGGGCCGGCAGGGUCGUCAUAGAUGAUUCUGAUGAUGAUGAUGAAGAUGUUGAUCUAUUCGCCUCUGACGAUGAGGAAGAAGAUGCGACAGCUGCGAAGAUCCGUGAGGACAGGGUCAAGGCCUACUCAGAGAAGAAACAGAAGAAACCCGCCCUCAUUGCCAAGAGCAGCAUUGUCCUCGAUGUGAAACCCUGGGACGAUGAGACUGACAUGAAAGAAAUGGAAAAGAACGUGAGGACCAUCGUCAUGGACGGUCUCGUCUUUGGAGCCUCAAAACUCGUUCCCGUUGGCUACGGCAUCAACAAACUGCAGGUCAUGUGCGUCGUCGAAGACGAAAAAUGCUCCGUGGAUGCGCUGAUCGAGGAAAUCGAAAAGUUCGAAGAUUUCGUCCAGAGCGUUGACAUCGCCGCCUUCAACAAGAUCUAAACUAAAUAUUUUUGUUUUGAUUCACAAUAAUUUUUCCCAUUGCUUUAAUAAAUAAAUAAUAAAAAAAUAUAAA
This is a messenger RNA of Nicrophorus vespilloides, 813 nucleotides long. RefSeq names its product elongation factor 1-beta'-like. NCBI's taxonomy places the organism in Eukaryota, Metazoa, Arthropoda, Insecta, Coleoptera, Silphidae. Gene Ontology annotation, cellular component: eukaryotic translation elongation factor 1 complex; cytosol. The coding region runs from base 87 to 740 and encodes 217 amino acids. Gene Ontology annotation, biological process: translational elongation. Gene Ontology annotation, molecular function: guanyl-nucleotide exchange factor activity; translation elongation factor activity. The transcript has 2 exons. The record is from RefSeq and is a predicted model, not a curated record.